Messenger RNA from Penicillium digitatum Pd1, 1152 nucleotides. RefSeq names its product mandelate racemase/muconate lactonizing enzyme family protein. The record is from RefSeq and is a predicted model, not a curated record. Gene Ontology annotation, molecular function: galactonate dehydratase activity. Lineage: Eukaryota; Fungi; Ascomycota; Eurotiomycetes; Eurotiales; Aspergillaceae. Gene Ontology annotation, biological process: amino acid catabolic process; D-galactonate catabolic process.
AUGGCCAAGAUUAAGUCCAUCGAAUACUUCCGUGUCAAGCCCCGUUGGCUGUUUGUUAAAGUCGCCGAUGAUGAGGGCCACUUCGGUUGGGGAGAGGGCACACUCGAAGGACAUUCCCUUGCGGUCGAAGGCGCACUCGAUGAAAUUAUCACUCGCAUUGUGGGAUACGAAGCGAAUGACAUUCAGCAUAUUUGGCAGACAGUAUGGCGGCUCGGGUUCUAUCGGGGUGGACCGGUGUUCAUGUCAGCUUUGUCAGGGAUUGACAUCGCUUUGUGGGAUCUGAAGGGCCGAAAGCUGGGUGUUCCAGUCCAUGAACUCCUGGGUGGCAAGGUGCGCCAGAAGGUGCAGGUGUAUGCUUGGAUUGGAGGUGACCGACCAAGUGAUGUUGAGGCUGCAGCGAAAGAACGAAUCGCCCAAGGCCUCAAGUGUGUCAAGAUGAAUGCUACCGAAGACGUUAAUUGGCUUGACUCGCCAGCCGUUUUGCAGUCCUGCGUGGAACGAUUGAAGCAGGUGAAAUCUCUGGGUCUUGAUGCUGGUCUGGACUUCCACGGCCGCUUGCACAGACCUAUGGCUAAGCAGCUGGCCAAGGCACUGGAGCCUUACCACCCUCUGUUCAUUGAAGAACCACUACUCUGCGAGCAUCCCGAAGCUAUCAAGCAGCUUGCUGGGCAGACUGCAAUCCCUAUCGCAUUCGGCGAGCGCCUAUACUCUAGGUGGGACAUCAAGAGGUUCUUAGAGGACUCGUCGGUAGAUAUCUUACAGCCUGAUGUUGCCCAUGCAGGAGGUAUCUCCGAGACUCUGCGUAUCGCAAAUAUGGCUGAGGCAUAUGAUGUUGCUAUCGCGCCUCAUAGUCCUCUGGGUCCCAUCGCGUUGGCGGCCUCGCUUCAGGUGGCCCUCUCAAUACCCAAUUUUGUCAUCCAAGAGAUGUCGCUAGGUAUGCACUACAAUGUUGAAGCAGGAGAUAUUGACCUGAAUAGCUACUUGGUGGAUAAGACGGUCUUUAAUAUCAAGGAGGGAUAUGUGGCUGCCCCCUCUAAACCCGGCUUGGGAAUAGACAUUGACGAAGACCUGGUCCGAAAGAUCAGCAAGGAAACAGAACCUUGGCAGCCCAAAGAGUUCUAUGGACCAGAUGGAUCUAUUCGUGAGUGGUAA